Molecule: messenger RNA, 3017 nt
Organism: Varanus komodoensis (Komodo dragon)
Lineage: Eukaryota; Metazoa; Chordata; Lepidosauria; Squamata; Varanidae
Gene: EIPR1
Product: EARP complex and GARP complex interacting protein 1
Exons: 9
Coding region: 164-1186 (340 amino acids)
Biological process (GO): protein ubiquitination
Molecular function (GO): protein binding
Source: RefSeq, a predicted model, not a curated record
CGUGGGACGUGGAGGGUUUGUUGUGUUUCGCCUUUGCCUACGCGUGUUCGAAAGGGAAGGGGAGGAGCAGGGACUCUAGCGGGGCUCCUCAUCGCGGCGGAUUUGGGAGCAGGGGUCGCGCCAAGCCGGCCGGGCAACUGUUGGUCCCUAGCCCGCUGCAGCCAUGGAGGAUGAUGCUCCUGUGAUUUACGGGCUGGAGUUCCAGGCACGAGCUUUAACACCCCAGACCGCAGAAACAGAUGCAAUACGGUUUCUGGUUGGAACACAGUCUCUUAAAUAUGAUAAUCAGAUUCACAUCAUAGAUUUUGAUGAUGAAAAUAACAUCAUAAACAAAAAUGUCCUUCUACAUCAAGUUGGUGAAAUUUGGCACAUAAGUGCCAGUCCAGCAGAUAAAGGUGUACUUGCAACUUGCUACAAUAAAACUUCAGACAGUAAAGUCAUGACAUGUGCGGCUGUUUGGAGGAUGCCGAAGGAAUUGGAAUCAGGCAGUCAUGAAUCCCCUGAUGAUUCAUCAAGCAACGCUCAAACCCUGGAGCUACUCUGUCACCUUGACAACACAGCCCAUGGCAAUAUGGCUGGUGUUGCAUGGGAACCCAUGGGAGAUGGCAAAAAGCUAAUUUCUCUGGCUGAUAAUCAUUUGCUUCUCUGGGAUUUACAAGAAAGUUCAAGCCAGGCUGUGCUGUCGAAUUCAGUUGCUUUGGAAGGGAAAGGGCAGUUAAAGUUUACCUCUGGACGCUGGAGUCCUCACCAUAAUUGCACUCAAGUUGCCACAGCAAAUGACACUGCCAUUCGAGGAUGGGAUAUACGCACGAUGAACCAAAUAUAUUGUAUAGAAAAUGCUCAUGGACAGCUGGUGCGGGACCUAGAUUUUAAUCCCAACAAACAGUACUAUCUGGCCAGUUGCGGAGAUGACUGCAAGGUGAAAUUCUGGGACACCAGAAAUGUCAGUGAGCCAGUGAAGACACUAGAAGAGCAUUCCCACUGGGUUUGGAAUGUCCGUUACAAUCAUUCCCAUGACCAGUUAGUACUGACAGGCAGCAGUGACAGCAGAGUCAUUCUUUCCAACAUGGUAUCCAUUUCUUCUGAACCGUUUGGACACUUGGUAGAUGAUGAUGAUCUUAGUGACCAGGAAGACCAUCAUCAGGAAGACAAGUACUUGUGUUAUCUGAAAUCAGACCAACUAUGAUCAGGUUAACCAUGGUUUAGAGAAACAAGCCAACUUCAAACCACAGUAUAUUUUGGACAAAGUAACUGAUGGUCGUUACUUGAAAAGAAGUAAAAGCUUCCAGGCUCCACUGGAUGAAAAGCAAGGAGAGGGACCAUUUAAGUCUGAAACUUGCCCAGGCUGGUCCCCCUUGCACUUACCAGCUUGUGGGCCUUUAGAUGUUUUGAUCUACAGCUGCUAUGAUUCUUCACCGUUGACUCUGCCUACUAGAAUGUGUGGCAGCUGCAGGAUAAAAUAGCUGGAAGGAGACCAGUUGGCCACCCCUGCUCUGAACUGUGGUUUAGCUUUACGUCCUAACACAGCCAUGGUGUUCGCACAGGUCAGUAGAGCUUUGCCAUCGUCACAUUGUAUUUCGUUGUGUUCUGAGACUGUUAAAUUCUUGUCUGGCAUUCACUGGGUUCUUGAUGGAUCUUGCUGGUUAUACCUUACUUACAGGAAGGUCCUUGCUGUAAUAAAACCUGCAAAGAUGCAAAAAUGAGGAAGAGUAAAAAGCAGUGGUACAAUGUGCAGUCUUACCACCAUCCAGCUGCAUUCUAGUAUCCCAAGUGCAGAUACUCGUUUUUCAUUUAUUAUGCUUUGAUCUCCCCUCCACCCAAGGAGAGCAGGUUGAUGCACAUCUCCUCCCUUUUUACCUUUUUAUUCUCUUAGCAUAUUCUUAGUGAGUUAGCUUUCAUGGCUGUGUAGAGAUUUGCACCUGGAUUUCUUGGGUCAUAUUCUGACGGUAACCAGCACACCCCACUAGUGGAGAUGUAAGGCACAUUUGGCUAAGACUUUGGAAAUGAACACACAGUCUAGCUCAAAUUGGGUUAUUUGUUACAGAUAUCUAGCAUACAGCAUGUCCACUGGAUUCUCUGUGCAAAAUCGGCAUGUACGUAACCUGUUGUCACAACACAUUUCCAUAGUGUCCUGGUCAGUCAAGGGACUCCAUGGCUCCUCAGCUGUUGUUGGAUUAAUAAUGAACAUUGGCCAUGCUGGCUAGAACUGAUGAGGUUUGUAGUGCAAGGCAUCUGGAGGGCCACAAGUUUCCCACUGAUAACAAUGAACAAAUUUGAAAAUAACUAGAUUCAGUCCUUUAAUCUGUUGUCCACUAGAUGCAGGGGACAAAUGUUAUGCCUGUGGGGAAGCCAGUGAGCAUAGUAAAUGGUUCCCAUCCAGAUUCUCUCUCAGGGAGCCAUGUAGGAGAGACAGACACCUUUCACAUCUCCCAGUACUGAUCCGCACUCAUCAGGUGGCUACAACAGCUCUGUCUAUGAGCACCUCUUCAGAAAGGUAGGCAUGCUGAGCAUGUGCCUAGUUUUUGACCUGUUGGGAACCACAGCCUGCCAUUAAAAACAAAGCAAGUUUCUUUUCUUAACAAUAAAUCCGAUUGCUAUGAGCGGCUUUAAUAAACAUCUUAACUAGUUCUCCGCUAUAGUGGGUGCAUAGCUUGUACUGUAGUUUAAGGAAUGCUGGUUGCGCCUCUUUGAUAAUUGCUUUCACUGUGUGCUUGGCCCUGUAGAAGUGAUCCAGAUACGGAAAUGCCUAUUCAGGAAAAUGUGCUUGAUGAGGUCUGUAAGAAGCCCCAUGAGCCUCCGGGCACAGAACUUAGAGGACCUAUGUGCUGUCUUUUGUAAAUAUCUCAAGUGUUACAACACACCAUUAUUUCCGAUAAGCAUUUUCCUCUAGACUGUCUUGCACACCAAGUGAGCACAUUUGAGGAGGAACUUGAUAUUUCCAAUGCCUUCUAAAUCAGUGCUGCUUCAAUCACUUUCUUCCCUUUCCUCUUUUCUAUUCUUUCCUUUUUCUUUUUAAA